This is a messenger RNA of Hippopotamus amphibius kiboko, 3432 nucleotides long. It is a transcript of the gene TSPEAR, whose product is annotated as thrombospondin type laminin G domain and EAR repeats. Gene Ontology annotation, biological process: signal transduction. The record is from RefSeq and is a predicted model, not a curated record. The transcript has 11 exons. Bases 105 to 1937 code for a protein of 610 amino acids. NCBI's taxonomy places the organism in Eukaryota, Metazoa, Chordata, Mammalia, Artiodactyla, Hippopotamidae.
CCGCCCUGGGAGCGCCGAGCCGGGCGCGCGCCGAGCGGCUGCCCCCGGGCGCGGGCGCGGGCGCGGGCGGGGCCCCCGCGUGGAGCUUGGGACCCGCGCCCCUCAUGUCCGUCCUGCUGAGCCUGUGCGCGCUGCUCCCGGCCCUGGCCACCCCGGGCCCAGGCGCCCGGCCAUGGCAGCCCUGCACCGACCUGCGGCCCCUGGACGUCCUGGCAGAGGCGGUCCCUCCCGACGGCACUGCGGUCGGGGUCAGGGUGGUGCAGGUCCAAGGUGCGCGAGGACUCCAGCUCUCCGCCGCGGCCCCCCGCGCCCUGAGCUUCCCUGCGUCAAGGAUGUUCUUCAGAUGCGACCUCUUCCCGGAAGAAUUUUCCAUCGUCGUAACCUUGAAAGUUCCCAGUCUCCCCCCUAAGAAGAACGAGUACCUGCUGGCGGUGAUGCUGGAGGAGCGGGACUCGCUGCUGCUGGGCCUGCGCUACUCGGCCAGCCGGCUGCACCUCCUCUUCCGCAGCGAGGCCGGCCCGGGUGCCUGGCAGACCCGCGUGUCCUUCCGCAGCCCGGCGCUGGCGGACGGCCGCUGGCACGUGCUGAUCUUGGCCGUGUCCGCGGGCUCCUUCUCCCUCACCACGGACUGUGCCCUCCCCGUGGACGUAACGGCUGACACGCCCUUCCCGGCCACCCUGUCGGUGCAAGGAGCCCGGUUCUUCAUUGGCAGCCGGAGGAGGACCAAAGGCCAGUUUACGGGCCUGGUGAGGCAGCUGGUUCUGCUGCCCGGCUCGGACGCCACGCCGAGGCUUUGUCCCUGCAGGAAUCCUGAGCUCGCCCUGCUGUCCACCCCCCCUGUCCUGCGGGGCCUCCCGGGGAGGCCGGGAGAUCAUGAGGUGCUAAAGUAUCCCUACGAAACCGACAUGAAGGUGACCCUGGGGUCCCGGCCUCCGUGUACCAAAGCGGAGGACGCCCAGUUCUGGUUUGACGCCAGCCGCAAGGGGCUGUACCUGUGCGUGGGCAGCGAGUGGGUCUCCGUGUUAGCAGCCAGAGAAAGGCUGGACUACGUGGAGGAGCACCAGAGCCUGUUCAUGAACGCGGAGACGCUGGGCAUCGAGGUCUUCGACAUCCCCGAGGCCGGGCUCUUCGUGGCAGCCGCCAACCGGAAGACCACGUCCGCCAUCUACAAAUGGACCGACGGGAGGUUUGCCUCGUACCAGGACAUCCCCACGCACCAGGCACAGUCCUGGAGGCAUUUCACCAUCGGAAAAAAGAUCUUCCUGGCUGUGGCUAAUUUUGAACCGAAUGAAAAGGGUCAGGAGUUCUCCGUCAUUUACAAGUGGAGCCAGAGAAGGCUGAGGUUCACGCCAUACCAGAGGGUCCCCACCCACAGCGCCCGGGACUGGGAGGCCUUCGAGGUGGCCGGGGAGUACUUCCUGGCUGUGGCCAACCACCGGGAAGGCGACAACCACAACAUCGACAGCGUCAUCUACAAGUGGAACCCGGGCACCCGGCUCUUUGAGGCCAACCAGACCAUCGCCACCUCCGGCGCCUACGACUGGGAGUUCUUCACGGUGGGGCCCUACGCCUUCCUGGCCGUGGCCAACGCCUUCAACGGCACGUCCACGCGGCUGCAGUCCCACCUGUACGUGCGGCUGGGCGGCUCCUUCCAGCUCUUCCAGUCCUUCCUGACGUUUGGCGCCGCAGACUGGGAGGUGUUCCACAUCGGGGAGAGGGUCUUUCUCGCCGUGGCGAACAGUCACCGCUACGACGUGGAAAUGCAAGUGCAAAACGACUCGUACGUCAUCAACUCCGUCAUCUACGAGCUGAACGUCACGGCGCAGACGUUCGUCCGGUUCCAGGAGAUCCGCACCUGCAGCCCCUGGCACCCAGCCGUCGGCUUUCUUUCCCUUGGGUCCCCCGUUCUGGACACUGCCUGUGGAUGGACUACGUAGGACGUGGCCUCUUGUGUGGCUUCUUUCACGUGGCACGUGUGCAGGUUGCUCCACGUGGCACCUCAGCGCUUCCCUCCUUCCAGUGACUGAGGGGCGGGCCCGGCGUCGGCUCACCACGCUCUGUGAGCCCCUCCUCCGUUGAUGGUCGUUUGUCUGUUUCCACCUGCUGCCCGCGUGGCGCGGUUCAGAAGAGUAACCGUAUGCUUCAAAGGGCCGGCCACGGGCUCACCGUCCUGCUCUUUGGAGGCAGAACAGGAAGUCACCCCAGAUGCUUGUUCCUCUGGGAUAAGCCCAGGCAGCUUCUGACGUGAGCCGCGGGGCAGACAGUGUAAGCCAAUGCUUCUCUGCGGCCCUGGUUUUAGAGCCCAGUUACGGUUGGCAGGAUACAGCACGUGGGGCCACACGGCUGCCCCGCCGCCCACAGCCACACUGCAUGCCACUCCUCAGUGGGCAUGGCACGGCCCCCACUUGUUUUGAAUGACCGAAUCAUAACCGGCCAUGGCUGGAAGUGGCCCAGGAAAGGAGCCCAGACCAGGAGGAGGGAAGCACUGAGGGGCCCCGAGGCCCCCACUGGCCUCAGCCCUGGUGCAUGUCCCGAGGUUCCUCCAUGGGCCCUCUCGCGUCCAGGGUCCUGCUGGAGCUCUAGGCAGUGCCCUCGAUCCCCACUGAGAAGGAACCCAAGGGUGGGUGUCGACUGAGAGAGAGUGGCCCUCUGCUGCCUGAACAGGCCAUAGCCCUGAGGCCAGUGGACACAGACGCACCAGCCUGGCCUUUGGCAUCCAAGUGACUCCCACUUGCUGCAAGGCUGUGGCCUCAGUUUCCUCAUUUGUAAAGUGGACACGGGGCCUGCAGUAAUCAGGGAGGUGAUUGGGACCCACGGCUGAUGCCCAGGCUGGCCUCCUGGGAGGGACGGGGCUCCGGAGUGUCCUUCCGGGAAGCUCCUGUCAGAUCCCUGGGAACGGAGGCAUCUCUGAGCACAGACUCAGCCUUAGCAAGUUCAGGAGGGCUUGUUGAAGACAGGAUGCAGUGGUGUGUUUGCAGAAAGGACCACAGCUUCCAAUGUAGGGAACGUCUCUAUGUUAGCAGACCCUGCUGUCACCUGAGAAGGUGUGGGUGACGGGGUGAACUCAUGGCCGGCGCCCUCAAGUUCCCGCCUCCAGGAGGCGCUGCAGGCCUUCAAGGAGUGACCUUGAGCUUGGGGCUGUUCCUCUGUCUCAAGCUCUUCAAAGUGAGCAACUUUGCACACGUUCAUUGCCUCCGUGUUCACAUUCGUGACCCACGUGUCCAUCGGCAGAGGAAAGGACAAACAGAAUAGGGUCCGUUCCUACAGUGGAAUAUAAUUCAGCCUCAGAAAGGAAGGACACUCUGACACCUGCCGCGGCACGGAUGAACCCUGAGGACACUGUGCUCAGUGACAUCAGACAGUCGAAGAAGGAGAAAUGCUGUCUGAUCCACGGAUACGAGGUCCCUGGAGGAGUCAGAUUCAGAGACAGAA